Messenger RNA from Xenopus laevis (African clawed frog), 1761 nucleotides. It is a transcript of the gene slc35a1.S, whose product is annotated as solute carrier family 35 (CMP-sialic acid transporter), member A1 S homeolog. The record is from RefSeq and is a predicted model, not a curated record. Gene Ontology annotation, cellular component: membrane; Golgi membrane. Gene Ontology annotation, biological process: pyrimidine nucleotide-sugar transmembrane transport. The coding region runs from base 149 to 1165 and encodes 338 amino acids. NCBI's taxonomy places the organism in Eukaryota, Metazoa, Chordata, Amphibia, Anura, Pipidae. The transcript is spliced from 8 exons. Gene Ontology annotation, molecular function: pyrimidine nucleotide-sugar transmembrane transporter activity.
CCACGGCCUGUUGUCAAUUUGGAACUAGCAGCUACCCUCCCCUCUUGGCCCCUAGAGAUUAGCAAGCGUGGAUGCGUUUCUGUGCACGUCACUUCCGACAGGUUCUUUGCAGUAGUAGCGCCGGGAGCCGCUUUGGAGAAGUGUCAGGAUGGCAGCCAGAGAAAAUGUCAGUCUGCUCUUCAAGCUGUAUUGCUUACUGGUAAUGACCCUUAUUGCUGCUGCGUAUACUAUAGUUCUUCGCUACACAAGGACCGUAACAACAGAAAUGUACUUUUCCACGACAGCUGUAUGCAUCACAGAGGUGAUUAAGUUGCUACUGAGUGUGUGCAUUCUGGCAAAAGAAACUGGAAGUCUUGGUAGACUGAUGACUUCUUUGAAGGAAAAUAUAUUGGGAAGCCCAGUGGAGAUGCUGAAGCUGUCAGUGCCGUCCCUGGUUUAUGCUUUGCAGAAUAACAUGGCAUUUGUGGCACUGAGCAAUCUUGAUGCUGCUGUGUAUCAGGUUACCUACCAGCUGAAAAUCCCCUGCACUGCAUUGUGUACGGUGUUGAUGUUGAAUCGCUCACUGAGUAAGCUGCAGUGGUUCUCUGUAUUGAUGUUGUGUGGAGGUGUCACCCUAGUGCAGUACAGUCCAGCAGAAGCCACUAAAGUACAGAUUGAACAGAAUUAUUUACUGGGAAUAGGUGCUGUUGCUAUUGCUGUGCUGUGUUCUGGAUUUGCAGGGGUUUAUUUUGAGAAAGUUUUAAAAAGCACAGACACAUCCCUGUGGGUGAGGAACAUCCAGAUGUACCUGUCUGGUAUUUUGGUGACGGCAUUAGGUGUAUACAUAUCUGAAGGAGCACAAGUCAUGGAAAAGGGCUUUUUUUAUGGCUACAGUUUCCUUGUUUGGAUUGUCAUUUUUCUUGCAAGUGUUGGAGGCCUCUACACAUCGGUUGUGGUUAAAUAUACAGAUAACAUCAUGAAGGGAUUCUCUGCAGCAGCUGCAAUUGUCCUGUCUACCGUCGCAUCAGUGAUUCUUUUCGGCUUACAGAUAACUUUCACAUUCGCCAUUGGUGCGCUAUUUGUUUGUGUGUCAAUAUACAUAUAUGGUUUGCCAAGAAAAGAUACAACGAAGAUAGAGGUAAAGGAGCUAAGCAGCAACCUCAGUGGAAGACUGAUCAGUGUGUGACGUUUGUCUGAGCAUGACCAUUAAGAUUGUUAGAGGGUCACCCAGGCAAAUCAAGUACAAAUUCCAUUCUCCUGCCUUCAGUCCAAGAGACAAUGAAGAAGCAGGAAGUGUUCUGGCCUGUCCUGGCACAGCUUUAAAAACCAUGUUUACAGUUGAAUGUAACACAUACAGGACUAUAUCGUAUGGAAGGUCAAAUCAUGUAUUUAAUUGCUCAAUAUAGCUUUGUUAAUUGAUGUGUUAACAUCUUGCAAAAGCGACAUUGUUGGAAGGACCAAAGAAAAUACCAAAUGAAGGGAAACAUCACAGACUGUGGCUCAUUAAAGACCUAGCAGAACUAAUUGCAUUGCUGCAUGCAAGUAAAUGGCCCCUUGCACAUGUGCCAGUGGAAUAUGCGGCAAUUGUGCCCAAAGAGACAUCAUUAGCCAUUUUUAGAAUAUUCUUUUUAAUUUUGUUCUCACCGCUGCAGUAUUUUCUGACUUGGAAAUGCGUAGUUAUUUAAUUUGCACUUGUUAAUAUUUUUAUGGGAUCAUUAAACUGGAGGCCAAUAUUUUUUUUUUUAAACUAUGAAGGUAAUAAAAUUUUCGUAGUAAAAGCUU